CUCUCACUGGGCAAAAGCCUUUCCAGACUGGUCCCUGAAAGCAUCAUGCAUACAGAUGCCUGCUGGUUGCCAUGGUGAAUGAUGCUGAUCUGAAGAAAUGAAUAAUGUGAGCACUGGGGGCGACAGUGGGAUUACUCAGACCAGCUAGAGAGACAUCAAGGAGAGCCCAGAGCAGAGGAGGGGAGAAGCCACUAUCAGCUUUCGUCUGCUCUGCCUCUGAGCGCUGUGCUCUAACCAGAUCCACCACAAGCAUCAGGAUCAGGAUGAACAUCGAGGUUGGGAACGUGUCUUAUACGGGAGCCAUCAUUUCCUGGUCGUCCUCGGAGCCCUGCCUGGAGGACUAUUACCAUAUUAUGUACAGGCCCAACUGGAACAGCAUCUUCUCCGGCUACCUUCGCUACAGCUUCCACCACGAGGAGAAGGUGCCUCGCACCAUCAGCUCUGUGGUGCUGGAACACCUCGCCCCUUCCACCCUCUACUUCCUGUGCAUCAGCUGCAAGAAGAUCGCCUUCCCCUACAGGCACUACUGCACCAUGUUCCACACCCUGGAUAAGAGUCCGCUGGCUGCAGGAAGCUCCCUGGUGGACCCCCAAAUCUCCCUUUGGGUGCUGAUGGCCAUUCUGCUGGCCUGCUUCACGGCCGUCUUGGCUUUCAUCUGCUUGCAGUUUUGGUGCAUCCGCUGCCAUGAGCCUCGCUGGUCUUACCGAGCCGGCCACAUGGAGGAAGCCAAUGGGUUGGUGAGAUGGCCAGAGGAGGCCCCAGCUCUUGGCCACAGGGACGAAGAUGUGCAGGGGCUCCCCCUGGAGGAAAUGCCACGCAAGAACUCCGGAGUCGAAGCGGAACCAGGAGCUGGAGCCCAAGCCGAUGCCGCUGCCGCCCGGGAUGCCCCUGACGUGCGUGCCUUACAGAGGGAGGGUGGUGACCGUCCGGCCAUACUGCCUCGUUUUGGGGAGUAACAGGUGGGGAGGGGGCAGCUCCACACAGUAGUCUUCUGUAAAAUGUGCUUCUAGACUAUAUGUCUUGGUUCAUUCCACUUCCAAGUCUUGGGCUCCUGACCUCGAGGAGGACCAUUUCUAACACCGUUGUAUUUUCCAGGUUAGUUCCUCUUCUAAGGCCAUCUGUGCUUACUUUUUGAAAAGGAGGUCAAAGUUGGCCAUUUUUAUUCCAUCACAAAGAAAAUCGUUGGCUUUGCUGUUGUUGACGUGUCACCUUACAGUGGGUUCUCGCAUACACACGGUACCUAUUUACAGCGUUGGUGAGACUUUGUGAACGUCGUCCCCCUUUUCCCACCCUGGUGUGGAAAUGGAACUUAAGGAAAGUAGAGAUAACACCUGUUUUAAUCUCUGAUGCAUCCCAGCAUACAGAAUCUAGCCCAGUUGGAUCUAUAGUGGGGUACUUAAUAAACGUCUGCUUAAUGACUGGCAAAGGACUGAAGGUCUAGAUUAGGGCACCAUCUGGGAGGUACAGUCGGGAUGUGUGCUGUGAACAAGGCAGCAACGAGAAGAAGGCCUGUCUCCUAGCUCUAGCUCCCGCUCCCGCCUUCCGGGAUUUCCUUCAGCCUCUGCCUUCCCAACCACGUCCUGUCUGCCAAUCCCUUAUUUUAUGGGGCACAAAAUCCCAGAAUCACAGGAUGAUACUGCAAUGAAUCAGUCGACCAACUGGAGGAAGUGGAUGCCAGGAUGAGAAGCCCUACAUGCCCAUCUCCCCGCUCACCUCAGUGAAGUCCUUUCUGGUAGUUCCUGCCCAAGAUCCAGCCCCCCAGGUCUGUGUGCACCCCUACCCCUGCUAGCAGCAACAAAUAAAGAUGAAUAUACUCGCAGUUGUUUCUGCUUGGAUCUCACUG
Messenger RNA from Manis javanica (Malayan pangolin), 1843 nucleotides. It is a transcript of the gene FNDC9, whose product is annotated as fibronectin type III domain containing 9. Gene Ontology annotation, molecular function: protein binding. The record is from RefSeq and is a predicted model, not a curated record. NCBI's taxonomy places the organism in Eukaryota, Metazoa, Chordata, Mammalia, Pholidota, Manidae.